This is a messenger RNA of Homalodisca vitripennis (glassy-winged sharpshooter), 795 nucleotides long. RefSeq lists its product as uncharacterized. Bases 1 to 795 code for a protein of 264 amino acids. Lineage: Eukaryota; Metazoa; Arthropoda; Insecta; Hemiptera; Cicadellidae. The record is from RefSeq and is a predicted model, not a curated record. The transcript has a single exon.
AUGAGGUCCUUAAAAAGCAUUGGUGGAUUGACUGGAGGUACAGGAAUCACAGCGACAACUAUUGCCACUUGGAUCAAUUCCAUGCCGACUUGUUCUCGGGUGUGCGAAGCAAUGGAAGAGUUUGCAGGUGUUCGCCGCCUCUCUUCAGAGCAGCACGUAGAGCUACGAGAUGCAAGGCAAAAAAGAAACAGUAAGGACUUGCAAACCUUCAUUUCUUGGAUUGAAGAACAUAAUCCGUUCUCUAAAUCACCUGAACUCUCUUCCUUGUCAACAGGGGUUAUAGGUGAUGAAACUGUAAACUGCGAUAAAGCAUUUGAAAUAGGAGCCAUAUCCAUCAAAGCUAUUGAAAACAAAACAUUUAAAGAAAUACACAUGAAAAGAAAGUUUGCUGUCAAGUCUCUAGCCUCUAUAACGAAGUCGGUGAAAAUUAACAACGACAUGGUAUGUGUAAAUCCUAAAACUCUCUUACAUCGGAUGGUGUGUACAGUAAGGAGUGAUAAGAGAUUAGAGGAAAUUUUUCAGUUUGAACUCUGUGCAUAUCCUCCAUCACUGUUUGACGAAUCUGGCUUGAUGAGGAAGGGGAAAAAAUCAUCAAUGGUGACGGUUUUGGUUUCAGAUUCAAAAGAAUCAUCAAACAUCGAUGACCCAGUGAAAGUGUCCUAUACAAUUGACGGAGACCACCUCCUACAUCGCGUUGUCUGGCAACAGCCUGCUACAUUUAAACAGAUUUGCGAGCAAUAUAGUGAUUACGUAUGUACUCAUUAUGGAAAAGCGACUGUUGUUUUUGAUGGUUAG